Penicillium brasilianum is the source of this 1097-nucleotide messenger RNA. The record is from the annotation of a GenBank genome assembly. Lineage: Eukaryota; Fungi; Ascomycota; Eurotiomycetes; Eurotiales; Aspergillaceae.
AUGCCCUCUCAACCGCCUAUCCUCCUCCUCAAAACAAAAUCCACCCCCCACGACGGCUACGAUGAUUUCUUCUCCACAAACGGCUACACCCCGUCCUUCAUCCCCGUCCUCGAACACCGCUUCCACGCCGAGAACCUAGCUUCCGUGCGCAAGCUCUUCGCAUCCGGCGCUUUCAAUACAGACCCUGCCCCUCCUCUAGCUACCCAUGAAACUCAACAGUCCAACGGAAAUGAAAAGAAGUAUGGCGGUAUGAUAUUCACAAGUCAACGUGCGGUGGAGGCCUUUGCAGAGAUGAUCGAAGAAAACGGCCUUCCAUUCACACCCUCACCAACACGUCCCCUCCCCCUCUACACCGUCGGCCCCGCCACAGCCCGCGCCCUGACAACCCUCCGCGACAAAUACCUUCCCACAGCUACAAUCCACGGCGCAGACACCGGGAACGGACAGAAUCUGGCGCACUUGAUACUGGAGCACUACAACGCGCUCUACCGAGACCUACCAUCUUCUGUCGCUUCCGUAAAGCCGUCCCUCCUCUUCCUCGUCGGGGAACAGCGCCGGGAUAUCAUCCCCAAAACACUCAUGGACCCGUCCAGACCCGAGGAGCAGCGCGUCCCCGUCGACGAAAUCGUCGUCUACGAAACGGGGGAAAUGGAUUCGUUCGAGGUUGAUUUCCGGGAUGCGGUUAGCAAGGAGAUAGCCAGGCACAAAAAUAGUGGGGACGGGGGAAGUAUUUGGGUGGUGGUGUUCUCGCCGACGGGGUGUGAGGGGAUGCUGAGGGUUCUUGGGAUGGGGCCGUUUGCUGGUCAAGAUGGGGAUGGGGAAGGAAGGCGCGGGGACGUUUUUGUUGCGACUAUUGGGCCGACGACGAGGGACUAUUUGAGGGAGAGGUUUGGGUUUGAGGCGGAUGUUUGUGCGGAGAGGCCUAGUGCGGAGGGGAUUGAGGAGGGGAUUCGGAGGUUUUUGGCUGCACGGAGGUGAGACAUGAUCUUUUGUAGACUAUAGAGAUGGCUGCCUAGAAUUUCUUGUAUAUAUAAUCUUCUAGAAUCGGAUUGACGCGCUACAGGCCUAGUAUAAGCUGACAAGGUCUUCGACCGUAG